AUGGCGAUGGCGACCGGGGCGGCGAUGGAAACCUUCAAAGGUGAGGGAUGUGAAGAAGUCAACUAUGCCAUGUGUGAUAGUAGGAGUGCUGAGGGUAUUGAAGAAUAUGGGUUUGCCAUAAUUGAUCUUGAUGAGUUACAUGGAAGAAAUGCACGAUGCGUAGAGGGUAGCUCAAUGCGGAGCGAUAUAGAGGUUGGAGACAUUAGCUUGUACGCAAAUGCAUCAUCUGAUAAUGUAGAUUUCUUGAAUAUGGAUAGUCAAUUUGAGUAUACUCAUCCCGAGUUCAAUGCUGAUGUGGAUAUGGAGAAGUUAGGGAUGUGCUUUAGCAAUGCUAAGGAGUUUAGAGAAGCAAUUAAGAAUUAUGCCAUAAAAAAUGGGAGACAGGUGAGGUUUGCUAAGAAUGCACCAAAUAAGGUGAGGGCGGUGUGUUCGGAAGGUUGUGGUUGGCUUAUAUAUGCUUCCAAAAUGCAAGGGGAGCAGACUUUACAAGUCAAAACCUACAAUCCCAUACAUAAAUGUAAUAGAGCUCUACAUGUUCCUCAAGUAAGCUCUAAAUGGUUAGCAAAAAAGUAUUGUGAUCGGUUGAGGAAUAAUCCAACAUGGCCAGGUGCUUCAAUGAAGAAAACAAUGGAGUCUGAGAAUGUUUUGAAGCUAUCCAGGACAAUGGUUUAUAGAGCUAGGGCUACAGCAAUGAGUAUGGUUACGGGGAAUGAGCGGGAGCAAUUUCGGAUGCUUAGAAGUUAUUGCCAAGCACUUCUUGAUUCCAAUCCAAGAUCCACUUUUGUAAUCAAGAGCGAGCAAUGUCAAGACCAAUCCAAGUUUAGAGGAGUCUACAUAUGUCUAGAUGCAUUGAGGAGGGGUUUUCUAGAAGGAUGUAGGCGCUUUGUAGGGUUUGAUGGUUGUCAUUUGUCAUCAGGCUACAAGGGUGUACUUCUAGCAUUUGUAGGCCUAGAUGGAAACAAUCAAAUGUAUCCAUUUGCAUGGGCGGUUGUGGGACAAGAAACAUAUGAAACACGGACCUGGUUUAUUAGUAUGAUGGCGGAAGAUCCGGGGAUCGGAGACCCUACAAAUUCCAAGUAUUGGACUUUCUUGUGUGAUAAGCAGAAGGGAUUAGUGCAAGCACUAGCAAAUUUGAUGCCUGAAGUAGAACACAUAUUUUGCUUAAGGCAUCUUUAUGAGAAUUUCAGGCUGCGUCACAAAGGAAUGGAACUUAAACGUUUGGUUUGGAAGGCUACCAUGGCAACUAGGGUGUGUGAUUUCAACUUAGCAAUGGAAGAGCUUAAGGCGGUCAAUGAAAAAGCUCAUGAUUGGUUAUCCCAAAGGCCUCCAGUGCAAUGGAGCAAGUCCCAUUUCGGAACAAGCUCAAAAUGCGACGCUUCCUUGAAUAACCGGUGCGAAAGCUUCAACAAGAGCAUUAUUGACGCCGGAGACAAGCCUAUCAUCACAUUGGUUGAAGCUAUAAGAGUGCAACUCAUGGAAAGGAUUCAUAAGCAAAAAGAUGGGUUGGCUAACUACAAUGGUGUGAUCUGUCCUAAGAUUCGGGAGAUUCCAAAGAUACCGGCUCCGCUAGAGAUCAUUUACUCCCACCCGAUGUGCCUAAGCAAAUUUUCCAGCAUCUACUCUAGCUUGCUCAAGAUAUCAGAUUCUGCUUUGCUACUGAAUGCAAGGAUGGAGAUCAAGUGCAUUUCAGCAUUUUAG
Molecule: messenger RNA, 1698 nt
Organism: Rhodamnia argentea
Lineage: Eukaryota; Viridiplantae; Streptophyta; Magnoliopsida; Myrtales; Myrtaceae
Exons: 4
Coding region: 1-1698 (565 amino acids)
Source: RefSeq, a predicted model, not a curated record